CACAACAAGCUCUACGACUACCAGAGGGACGGAGUGGCGUUCUUCUACAGCCUCUACAGAGACGGUCGGAAAGGCGGGAUCCUGGCAGACAACAUGGGCCUUGGGAAAACCAUCCAGGUCAUAUCCUUACUUUCUGGCAUGUACGACAACGAGCUUAUCAAACACACGAUGCUGGUCAUGCCCACUUCGCUCAUCACAAACUGGACCAAGGAGUUCGCCAAGUGGACCCCAGGGAUGAGGGUCAAGGAGUUUCACGGCUCCAGCAAAGCAGAGCGGACAAGGAACCUGGAGAAGGUUCAGCGGCGAGGUGGCAUCAUCAUUACCACUUACACGAUGCUCAUGAACAACUGGCAGCAGCUGUCGUCGUACAACGGCAGAGAGUUCACGUGGGACUAUAUGAUCCUGGACGAAGCGCACAAGAUCAAAUCAAACACCACCAAAACGGCCAAAAGCGCCUCCGCCGUACCGUCAAAGAACAGGGUUCUCCUCACGGGAACACCCGUUUAGAACAACCUGAAAGAAAUGUGGGCACUGUUUGAUUUCGCCUGUCAAGGCACUCUCCUUGGCAUGGCCAAGACCUUCAAAACGGAGUACGAAAACCCGAUCACCCGGGCCAGAGAGAAGGAUGCCGCUCCAGGGGAGAGGGCUCUGGGUUCCCGGAUGUCGGAGAACCUCAUGGCCAUUAUCCAUCACUAUUUCUUCCGAAGGACAAAAGCAGAAGUGCAAAAAAAAAAAAAGAACG
Molecule: messenger RNA, 742 nt
Organism: Cynoglossus semilaevis (tongue sole)
Lineage: Eukaryota; Metazoa; Chordata; Actinopteri; Pleuronectiformes; Cynoglossidae
Product: DNA excision repair protein ERCC-6-like
Exons: 1
Molecular function (GO): DNA translocase activity; ATP binding
Source: RefSeq, a predicted model, not a curated record